Messenger RNA from Alternaria arbusti, 564 nucleotides. RefSeq lists its product as uncharacterized. The record is from RefSeq and is a predicted model, not a curated record. The transcript has 2 exons. NCBI's taxonomy places the organism in Eukaryota, Fungi, Ascomycota, Dothideomycetes, Pleosporales, Pleosporaceae. The coding region runs from base 1 to 564 and encodes 187 amino acids.
AUGGACGAAUGCAUCGACCCCGAAGAUCGUAGAAGACUCUUGGAACUGAUUGUACAGAUUUCAAGAAAGCUACCACACACCAAGUGGAUAAUCUCCUCACGCGGCUGGAACGAUAUUCGCGAUGUGCUUACUGAGCAUCCUCAAAUGCUCCAUCUUCAACUCGAUCCCAAAUCCGAAGCUAUACUUGAUGCAGUCGAUACCUACAUCGAACACAAAGUCAAAGCGUUGACUGAUAAGAAGAGAUUGGGCCCAACGGAUACCGAAACGAUCCGCGACUACCUAAAGAAGAAUGCUGGAGGGACCUUCUUAUGGGUAGCGUUAGUCUGCAAGAGGUUGGAGGUCUCGAAACGCGUGUUCUACGAAAAGGACAUGCAGGCCUUCCCUCCUGGGCUCGAACAACUGUAUGGAAGGAUGCUCCAGCAAGUUCAGAGCUUAGAUGAGCCGGAAUCGAAGCUUUACAAGUUUGUGCUCGGGGUCGUGCUGACAUCACCAAGACCUCUUGAGACGUACGAAUUGGCCUAUUUCGUGAAAGAGCUAGAUGAAGUUGGGGAUAAAAUCGAUUGA